Oryza sativa Japonica Group (Japanese rice) is the source of this 2783-nucleotide messenger RNA. The record is from RefSeq and is a predicted model, not a curated record. NCBI's taxonomy places the organism in Eukaryota, Viridiplantae, Streptophyta, Magnoliopsida, Poales, Poaceae.
UUAUCCAUUUCUUUUCCCGUUCCUGUGGUGAGUAGGAUCUGAAGAGUGUGGUUAGAUGCCUAGAUCAUACAGUUCAUAGUUCACUAGUUUUCCAUUUUGUAUCCUGCUACAAAAUAAUCAGUUAUCUUGCACAUUGAAUCAGUUGUUUGAUGGAACAGGGUACUUGAAAGUUACUGAUGGUGGGCACUGUUUUCUCAACUCAAAUCAAUUAGUUACUGUUUUUCCUGAUAUGCUUUAAUGCCUAGAUAUCGGCAGAGCUAUUGGAGGCUAGCCUUUUCUGGUUGAUCGUAAAGUAAAUGAGUAAUUGCAUAUUCGAGGAAGCUGAUAUAUGACAUGGUUGAUAUUUUUAUGUUUGUGACUCUUUCCAUCUUCAGUGUUGCUAUUGACAAAGUAUGUCCCAGCCCCAGGUAUACUUGUAAUUUUUUUCCCCAACAGACUUAGCAUUGGUUCCUUAAGGCUUUGCUCAGUUAAUCCCUCUUAGAAGGGGAUUGAAGGGGAAUUAGAGGGGAUUUGUUCCACACCUAUUGAGGUGUGGAAUUAAUCCCCUCCAAUCCCUUCCUCUUCGGUAUUAACCGAACAAGCCCUAGAAAAACAAUUUGCACCUGUACAUGUAUGCCAGAAGAAAUCACUUGGUUGAGUUCUUGCCUACUGAAAGCUGAUGUCAUGAAAUUCAGUGCUAUGACAUCCUAAAUUGCCUGUAUCUUGUAUGACAAUUUUCACCACUGGAGUCACUGAUCGUGAUUAUUUUUCUACAUAUUACUGUAGCAAAAUAUACACCACCAUGUGCUCAAAGUCAUUAUUCUGGUCCAUACGAUGAGUUACAGCUCACAGCAAUCACAUGAAGUUAGGGGGGCUCCUCAAAUGGUUUGGUACUUUGGUUAGCAGUUAGCUAUAGUUCACAGCUGAUGACGAAAUGGCUACAUAGGUGGGUAGCAAAGGCAGCAUAAAUGUGUAGCCUUGUGGGAAAUGAAAGCAGCAAAAGCUUUAAAAAUACUAGUUAAAAUGCAACUUCAUUCCAGAGAAAAUCACAUCUGAGUUUCCUGUAGCAUCAUGUGCGACCAAAUUGCUGCUGUGCUAAUAAAAUAGUACAUAUUUUUUAUACUUAAUUUGUAAAUUCGAUCAACAACUAAACUGUAGAUGCACCACGUUGCAGCAAUGCAUAUAUGUGGAUUUUUGGGUGCAAGUCUACUGUAGCACGGAUUGAGGCCUUGCUUUCUAAGCACACUAAAUUAAGCCAAAUCAUCAUCACCACCACACAAAAUUCAUGAAAGACACAUUUUUUUCGAGAAACUGAGGAAGUGAGGAGCUGACCUAUAAAUAUGCAAGCACAGACACCAAUUGCAGUUGCAACAGAGCUGUCACCACCCUUUCAUCUGACGCUUGUGCACAGGAGUUUUGCAGCUCACUGGACAUGUGCAAGCACUAGAAAUUUAUAAGUGUUCAUUUUAUACAGGAUUCCAUCUAUCUGGUGCAAGUCUGCAGUAACUAGCAAAUGGGGAGGCAGCCGUGCUGUGACAAGAAGAAGGUGAAGAGGGGGCCAUGGACGGCAGAGGAGGACAAGAAGCUCAUCAGUUUCAUCCUGACACAUGGCCGCUGCUGCUGGCGAGCAGUGCCUAAGUUGGCAGGGCUGCUGCGCUGUGGCAAGAGCUGCCGGUUGCGGUGGACCAACUAUCUCCGCCCUGACCUCAAGCGUGGCCUCCUCACCGCAGACGAGGAGCAGCUUGUUGUGGACCUCCAUGCCAAGCUUGGUAACAGAUGGUCCAAGAUCGCCGCCAAAUUACCAGGGAGAACAGACAACGAGAUCAAGAACCAUUGGAACACGCACAUCAAGAAGAAGCUCAUCAAGAUGGGCAUCGACCCAGCCACACAUCAGCCUCUGCCCAACACCAAGGUGGUUAGCCAAACAAGAACCUCCACGCUGUCCACUGCCACAACCGAAUCAGCCAAGUCAAAUGGUAUGGCAUAUCCGUUCGAUCCCGAGGGAGGCUGCAGCAGGGACAUGUCAGUGCCCACAGACUCGAUGGAGCAGUCAAGCAGGAACACCAGCAGUCAUGGCCUGGACCCAUUGGUGAACUGGCUGUUGGAGGCAGAGCUUCCAGCUGACGAGCCAUGGCUAAAUUUUACUAGCAGCAAUGAAGAUGACUUCAGUGGCAUCGUUAAGCAGUCAGCAUGGGAUGGAAGCACAACAGACUGGCUGCUUGACUACCAAGACUUCAGCAUGGACGAUUCGAGCUUGAUUGAUGGUGCAAGGGUUCAGAAUUCAGAUGGAUUGAACUUUUAGACUGAAGGGGCAUACAAAUUGUGCAUGGCUGGUAGGUGCAGAAGAUUGUGAAAAGAGAGCAAGGUGCACUGUGUCCCAAGCUGUGGAUGAUAACAAGACCAGUUCUCCCAGGUGCCUUGACAGACACAAGCACAAGAUAUAUUCAGAACAUAGAAUAGUGAUGUUCCACCCUUAAAACCAAGGGCUUUGUGUUUAUAGAACCUAUAUUUCUCAUAGAUGAAAGGUUGUAGAACUAGAAACCCUUAUAGACACGUUUGCAUGUAUACAUGCUUCUGUUCAGAAAUAUGAGAGGUCAUCUCCAUUCUCCAGGUGACGUGGCACUCUGAUAUCCAAAUAGAUGGCAGUGUAAACUACUUUUUUUUUUCUCUUGAUAAGGCAUUUUCCUAUGGAGAAUCUCUCCACCGGUUAGUAGCAGUAGCUCACAAGAACUACUAGCCAUUCACCACCAUACAUGUAUAUGAAUAAACGUUGUUUGCUUGAUACUUUUUGGGGGGUUCUGUUA